AUGCCAUAUAUGAUCUAUGAUCUUGUCCCGAAAACAGUGCUUAACGGCUGGACGAUUAUUGGCGAGGUGGUGGUGUUAUUAUGGCACACGAAAAUCAAUGAUCUGGAAACUUAUCUGGCACAGCUCUCACGCGCCAUUGAAGACUUUCUGACAAUCAGUGCACAAUGCGCCCCAAGUAUUCUCAUUAGCAAGGCAAAAUUCCACUUUCUCCUACAUAUCCCAAUGUACAUUCGUCGAUUUGGACCUGCGAUUCUCUUUUCCACAGAGCGCUUUGAAUCCUUCAACCACGUCUUUCAUCUCACAUGCAUUCACAGCAAUCGUCAAGCUCCGAGUCGUGACACUUGCAAUACAUUUGCUUCGCACGACAUCAUCAAGCAUGUUGUAACUGGCGGUUUCUGGUUUGAUGCUGUGCAGAAGAAAUGGGUUCGCGCUGGUGAUGCUGUGCGGCAGUAUAUUGCUUAUCAUCUAGAACAGCGCUAUUUAUUGGGGCUGAACACCGCAAAUGCAAAAGCUGCAGGCUCAGUCAGACUUCCUGUACCCGCGAACAAGGGAAAAGUAGUGACUGUCCCGUGGAGCCAGACUCAAUCACACAGAAUUUACACCGAUCCCCAAAACACAUCAAAACUUCCGUCUUCCUCAAGUUCCCGCUUCGUAAUUGCUGAUUCGAUUGUUGCAACAAAUGGAGACACUGUCGCUGUGGGUGGGCAUGUCAUCCUGUCGGAUGAGGCAGAAACUCUACGCAUCGGGAAGAUCAUUGAGAUCCUGGCUCCCGACAGCAAUUGCAUGUAUGCAAGUCAUGUUGCGAUCCAGUUUCUUCAGUUUUUACUCACAGUCCACCCAACUCUUCGGGUUCCUCGAAUGCAAACUAUUACCAACCAAGAAGUUAAGUCACCAGAGCAAAUCCUUUGCGCCAUUAAUAUUCAACAUGACUGUGCUUCGUCACAAUGUGUUGAAACACGAUCCAUACGUGCUCACCAGGAACGAGAACAGACAAAUCGAACAAUGCAGAUCGUCAAGCACAAGGAAACAAACAUGUUCCUAUUAAAUGUCCACUCCCUUCACAACUAUGACAUGAUCGCCAAGGUCAUCCCGCUCAAUCUCCGCCUUGCACUUACUGUCCCACUUGUCGCUGCUGGUGACAGCAAACAAAUUCGUCUUGAUGCUGCAAACCACGUCCGUCAGAAGAAGACAGGUGGAACCACCAUCGUCAGUGCUGGAGCAGAGUGUCAACUCACUCCUGCAUUUGAUCGUAGUACAGGCCCAGCUGUUACGCACUCAAAUAGAUCUGUUAUGCGGAGCCCUAAGAGGGGCGUUGUCCGCUAA
Suillus fuscotomentosus is the source of this 1323-nucleotide messenger RNA. RefSeq lists its product as uncharacterized. The record is from RefSeq and is a predicted model, not a curated record. The transcript has 5 exons. Bases 1 to 1323 code for a protein of 440 amino acids. NCBI's taxonomy places the organism in Eukaryota, Fungi, Basidiomycota, Agaricomycetes, Boletales, Suillaceae.